CCUGCAAUCUUGUGGGUGAAAAUGACUGCUCUUCGCUUGAUCCUGGCAGCCCUGAUUGUCCGUAACACCGUCAGCGUGCAGGUGGAUGUCAAGGUACGGGUCCCGAGCAGAGUGAGCGGCAGGCUGGGCGCCCCCGUUAUCCUGCCCUGUAAGUUCAACUCCUCCUUCGCUCACUACACCACAGUGGAGAUCACCGUGCUUUGGAGGACGAGGAAAUUCUUCGAGGGGCCGGUUAUAUUCCACUCCGUGAACAGCGCCAAUAACGAGACCUUGAUAAAGGUGAACGCAAGAGAGCGCUACACGCUGGUCGGGAACCCCAGAGAGCAGGACGCCUCCCUCCAGCUGGACUGGGCAGAGCUGGAGGACAAUGAUCAGUAUUUCUGCCGUGUGGAAGUCUCCCGGAAACUGAUCUACACGUCCAAGCAUGAGAGCAACCCGGGAAUCACCCUGGAGGUGACAGGUCAGCCCGAGAUCCUGAACCUGACGCAGCACAGAGUGAACCAGACUCACCAGAUCCUGACAUGCACCGCGGAGGGCAAUCCUAGACCCACUAUUACUUGGACCAACCCCAGAGGCAACCAGACCUCCGUCACUCGCAUACUGGACCACUACCGGAUCGAGAGCUGGGCGCACAAUCCGCAGGUCACCGGUAACUAUACCUGCACAGUCACUAACCAGCUGGGUACCACAUCCCGCUCCGUCUAUUACCAAGGCAACGAGGUGAUGCUGAGCUUUGAAUUACUCUUGGUCAUCAUCUGUGUCUCUACAGUCCUUCUGAUCAUUCUCCUCGCGGUUGGAGUCUUCAUCUGGAGGGCGAAGAAAGAUAAAGGAAGUUACACCGUGGGCCACCCGGAGGAUGACAUCAAUUCGACAUAAUGAUGAACUGAUCGAUGAACACAGCGAGCGUCUGCCUUCCACAGUGACUGGCAAACUCCUGUGCUGGGAGGCUAAUCUGGGACGCGAGCAUGACCGGCUGCAAGGGUGUGCCUCGGAUUGCGAUGAUGAUGUGCAUCUGACUGCAGCCACAUGAACCCUAUCAUCUUACUUGCACAAAUACAAUUUGGAGAAGGAAAAAGCUACAGUUCUAACAAGGGCAGAGUCUUGCCUCUGGGUAAUUGUCUCCGUGUUUCCCCUCCACCAACUUCCCACCCCACCACCACCAGCUGGAAAAACCUCGACAUCAAGCGUCGAGCUCUGGGCACUUUAAGCUCUCUGGGAUGCGUGAGGUACCCUAUAUAAAUGCAAGUUGUUUUUGUUGUCCUACUGUCCAAAAUGCUGCUACAUAAUUUAUUGAAGACUUCUUUUUGUUGUUUUGUGCAAUUUUUUCCUGUGGUUGUUAUAUUUUUUGAGACGACACCCGAUGUGAAAAGCGCUGUACAAAUGUAUUUUUUUUGUUGUUGUUUCCAUUCAGAGCCUCUCUGUGAUGGAGGGUAUGAGAUACACCCUGAGGUCUGAGCUGAUUAGGGAGAGUCAACAUGGCUUGUGACGGGUAGAUCAUAUCUAACUAAUCUAGUUGACUUCUUUGAGGAGAUCACGAGCAUUGUGGAGAAGGGAGUGCCUUUGGAUGUUAUUUAUGUGGACUUUCAGAAAGCAUUUGAUAAGGUGCUACACCAGAGAUUAAUAGUAAAAAUGAAAGGGCACAGAAUUGGAGAUAACCACGUUAGAGGGGUUGGUAAUUGGUUGGGAGGCAGAGAGUAAUGGUACGUUCUCUAAUUAGAAGGAAGUAACAAGUUGGGUUCCCCAGGGAUUGUUAUUGGGGCCUCAGCUCUUCACAUUUAUAUAUCAAUGACGUGGAUGAAGGAACAGAGGGCUAUAUAUCCAAAUUUGCAGAUGACACUUCAAUUGGGAGAUGGGAUAAAUUAUGUAAAUGGAGGCAGGAAGUUACAAACGGACAUGGACAGGUUAAGUGAGUGGACAGAACUAUGACAGAUAGAGUUCAAUGUGGGGGAAGUGUGAGUUUAUCCACUUUAGAUCCAAGAAUUCCAGAUCAGAAUACUUUCAAAACUGUGGAGGAGCAAAAGGGAAUUAGGUGUCCAUGUACACAAAUCACAAAAGGCUGGUACACUGAUGCAGAGAGCCUUUAUCUCAAAGGGAUACAAAAGUGAGCAAGCGAUAUUUAAGUUGUAUAAUAAUAAUAAUAAUAAUCCUUGCAUUUUAUAUAGCGCUUUUGAC
This is a messenger RNA of Callorhinchus milii (elephant shark), 2172 nucleotides long. RefSeq names its product sialic acid-binding Ig-like lectin 15. The transcript is spliced from 5 exons. Gene Ontology annotation, cellular component: plasma membrane. Bases 22 to 876 code for a protein of 284 amino acids. Lineage: Eukaryota; Metazoa; Chordata; Chondrichthyes; Chimaeriformes; Callorhinchidae. The record is from RefSeq and is a predicted model, not a curated record. Gene Ontology annotation, biological process: regulation of bone resorption; regulation of actin cytoskeleton organization; regulation of osteoclast development.